This is a messenger RNA of Candida albicans SC5314, 996 nucleotides long. It is a transcript of the gene HLJ1, whose product is annotated as type I HSP40 co-chaperone. Lineage: Eukaryota; Fungi; Ascomycota; Pichiomycetes; Serinales; Debaryomycetaceae. Bases 1 to 996 code for a protein of 331 amino acids. Gene Ontology annotation, biological process: cellular response to misfolded protein. The record is from RefSeq and is a predicted model, not a curated record. Gene Ontology annotation, cellular component: endoplasmic reticulum membrane. Gene Ontology annotation, molecular function: Hsp70 protein binding. The transcript has a single exon.
AUGUCCUCAUCCUAUACAAAAGAGCAAGAAUCAAUAGUUUUAAAAGUCUUAUCGUACAAGCCCCAUCAGUUUUAUGAAAUUUUGUCGGUGGAGAAAUCCGCCAGUGAGGGCGAAAUAAAAAAAUCAUACAGGAAGCUAGCUAUAAAGUGCCAUCCUGAUAAAAACCCUCAUCCAAGAUCAUCAGAAGCGUUCAAGAUUUUAAAUAAAGCAUGGGAGGUGUUGAGUGACCCACAAAAGAAGAGAAUAUUUGACCAAACCGGUUCGGACCCUACUUCAAGAAUCAACAAUGCCAGUGCGGCGUCUGGUGGCUUCCCAAGCAGUUCAUUCUCUGGAAGAUCAGGGUUUGCAAAUAAUCCAUUUGAAGAUGACUUGUUCAAUAUGUUUUUUGGUGGUGGUGGCGGUCCACGUGGAAGUCCUUUCGCAUCAGGGCCAACAUUCACAUUUGGAGGGAACGGGUUCACAUUCCAAUCAUAUGGAAACGGGGGCGCUGAUCCGUUCAUGAGAUAUAGAAGAACUACAAGAAGACCAAGAGCACAGUCACCAAAUGGAAGAGAACAAACUGGACCUAAUGGAGAAGAGCAACCAUCCUUGUUUGAGGCAUUGAAAGGUAUAUUGCCUAUUUUGAUGCUUUUAAUUGUACCAAUAUUAUCAGCCAUAUUUUCCGGUGACACAUCUCCAGAGUAUUCCUUUGUUCCAUCUCAAGAAUAUAACAUACAGAGGAAUACACCAAAAUACAAUAUACCAUUCUAUGUCACUGACAAAUUCCAGGAAAAGCAUGGGUCGAAGUCCAAAAGACAAUUAAGAAAUUACGAUUCCAAAGUAGAGAACUUGUUUAUAUCCGACAAACGAGCCAAGUGUUCCAAAGAACAAAUACACAAAGAUCAGUUGAUUGAGGAUGCAUAUGGCUGGUUUAGUGUUGAUAGUGAGAAAUUACAGCGGGCAGAAAAUUUCCCAACACCAAAUUGUGACAUAUUGAAAGGUUUAAAUUUACUUUAG